Trichechus manatus latirostris (Florida manatee) is the source of this 2526-nucleotide messenger RNA. RefSeq names its product 5-hydroxytryptamine receptor 4 (gene HTR4). Gene Ontology annotation, cellular component: plasma membrane. Bases 1130 to 2266 code for a protein of 378 amino acids. The transcript is spliced from 7 exons. Gene Ontology annotation, biological process: adenylate cyclase-activating adrenergic receptor signaling pathway; regulation of appetite; chemical synaptic transmission. NCBI's taxonomy places the organism in Eukaryota, Metazoa, Chordata, Mammalia, Sirenia, Trichechidae. The record is from RefSeq and is a predicted model, not a curated record. Gene Ontology annotation, molecular function: G protein-coupled serotonin receptor activity.
CAGGCCCACAUGUUUGGUCUUCCCUGGCCAAGGCAUCCAAAGGCUUAAGAUGAGUUUCAUUGUUCUAUUACAUAGACAGACAGAUUUUGAGUUUCUUCUUGGUAAGAUUCUAUUAGAAAACUAGCAGAUGGAAUUAUAGAAUGUCAGACCUGGAAGUGAACCUAGUGAUCAUCAAUUCCAGUCCCUUCCAUUUACUGAGGGAGGGGAUGAUGAAGCUCAGAAUGAAAGAGAGGCAUGCUUGGAGUAACCCAGCAAGCCCCUACCUUCUCUGAUUUACCAUACUGUGGAACAAUUGUGAUGAAAAACAUUGGUAUUCUUCUGAAAAAGUGAAACUGUGCAGUUAAGAAAGCCAGUUUGGGUGGCAUCAGUGAGUGCCUGUAAACAAAAGGGAAAUGUCUUCCUGUGGAUCUAUGCUAGGGGAAAUUUGGGUAUUUAAAAGUUAACUUCCCUUACACUGGGAGUUCUUAGCCUGGGUUCCUGGUGGCCCUCAGGGAACCUGUGGGCUCCAGAAAGUGUGCAUGUAUCUGCAUCCACUUCCAUUUUUUUCUCCUGAACAGGGAGUUCUCAAGAGUUUUCCAGAUUCUCCAAGACAUCUAUUAUUCCUCACUCUCAAAAAAGAUUAAAAAAAAAAAAAAAGCUGAAAAACUUCAAAGGAAACAAAAUAGCUGACCAUCUUAGGCAAUGUACUAUUUUAAUCAUAGGAAUAUAGUUACCUAUUUCACUAGCUGGUAUCCUAACGCAGAUCAUAUAAAUAAGCUAUGUUUUUGGGAGGAGCAAAAAAUAACAAGCUGAUCAACAUGGAGUAAUAAAAAGUACCCAUAUGUUUCAAUCUCCAGAAGAUUAGUGUAUUGUAAAGAAAUUUUUGCAACAUUCAUCUGUACCAUACCUCAGUAUGCCUAUAGCUUUUUGCUAUCGUAUUUUUUAUGAAAUACUUCUCCAAUACAGUACUUCUACAAAGCAAAAGCUUUAUUAAACAGGAAGCAAUGAUUAUUUGACAUUUGUUUCAUUAACAAAGACUUUUAUUUUCCUAUGUUAUCUUCCCAUCUAAUCUUUUUUUAAUUCUCCCAUUGUAGGACCAGCUAUUUCCUGUGGCCACUGAAAUCCAACUCACCCAUGCCUAUUUCCUGUAAUGGAUGAACUUGAUGCUAAUGUGAGUUCCAAGGAGGGUUUCGGGUCAGUGGAGAAGGUCGUGUUGCUCACGUUUCUGUCAGCGGUUAUCUUGAUGGCCAUCUUGGGGAACCUGCUGGUGAUGGUGGCUGUGUGCAGGGACCGGCAACUCAGGAAAAUAAAAACCAAUUAUUUCAUUGUAUCUCUUGCCUUUGCGGAUCUGCUGGUUUCGGUGCUGGUGAUGCCCUUUGGUGCCAUUGAGCUGGUUCAAGACGUCUGGGUUUAUGGGGAGAUGUUUUGCCUCGUCCGGACAUCUCUGGACGUCCUGCUCACCACAGCAUCGAUUUUUCACCUGUGCUGUAUUUCGCUGGAUAGGUAUUAUGCCAUCUGCUGCCAGCCUUUGGUCUAUAGGAACAAGAUGACCCCCCUGCGCAUCACACUAAUGCUGGGAGGCUGCUGGGUCAUCCCCAUGUUUAUCUCUUUUCUCCCUAUAAUGCAAGGCUGGAAUAACAUUGGCAUAAUUGAUUUGAUAGAAAAAAGAAAGUUCAACCAGAACUCUAACGCUACGUACUGUAUCUUCAUGGUCAACAAGCCCUACGCCAUCACCUGCUCUGUGGUGGCCUUCUACAUCCCGUUCUUCCUCAUGGUGCUGGCCUAUUAUCGCAUCUAUGUCACAGCUAAGGAGCAUGCCCACCAGAUCCAGAUGUUGCAACGAGCAGGAGCCCCCUCAGAGGGCAGACCCCAGCUAGCAGACCAGCACAGCACACAUCGCAUGAGGACAGAGACCAAAGCGGCCAAGACCUUGUGCAUCAUCAUGGGUUGCUUCUGCCUUUGCUGGGCUCCAUUCUUUGUCACCAAUAUUGUGGAUCCUUUCAUAGACUACACUGUCCCUGGGCAGGUAUGGACUGCUUUCCUCUGGCUCGGCUAUAUCAACUCUGGGUUGAACCCCUUUCUCUACGCCUUCUUGAAUAAGUCUUUUAGACGUGCCUUCCUCAUCAUCCUCUGCUGUGAUGAUGAACGCUACCGAAGACCUUCCAUUCUGGGCCAGACUGCCCCCUGUUCUACCACAACCAUUAAUGGAUCCACACAUGUGCUAAGUGGCUGUUCAUCUGUCUCCAGCUUCCUCCUGCUCUUCUGCAAUAGACCAGUUCCUGUCUGACUUUGAACGUGCUCUGUACACAGUACUGCACAGUGGACAUCACCAGGAACUCAAGAAAUUGCCCAUACACAAUGAUCCAGAAUCCCUGGAAUCAUGCUUCUGAUGAUGGACAUGGCCCACAACCAAGCCAUUCAUUCCCAUUCAUGUUUGCAUGAACAGGACACCCUGGCAUCACCCCUGAUCCUCAUCAUCACCAGUGAGGCAUGAGGCAGUGGGGGCCAAGGGCCCAGGGAAGGUACAUGGAGGACAGUGCUAGACAG